GGAUUAAAUUAGGUCAUUCACGGGCCAGUAGACUCAAUACUCUCUCACCCCUCAGCCUUUUACAAAAAAUCAAAAACUCUAAUUCCUUUUCAUCUCAGCCUCUCCGUCGUCGCCUAGUUCAAGUCGCUGCCUGCAACUCUUCCAUCCACCUCCGCCGCUGUCUCCGGGUCCACCUCCGCUGCUGUCUUCGAGUCCGCUGUCCGCUUCCGCCUACAACUCCGCUAUCCGCCUCUGUUGUCUCCAGGUCUGAUGUACUUUGAUAUUAUGGUUUGUGUUUGAACUAUGAAGUACUGUUACAGAUUGUUUCGACUUUGGGGAUGCUUUGCCGCCGCCCUAGCUCCUUAUGUGUUCGCCUUCUUCAAUUAUAUGUACCCACUUUCGAUGUAACAAGGACGUGCAAGGUGCUAUGUAGGGAUAUUACGACAAUGAGACGUGGUGCGACACUAGUGGACCUCCGAGAUGACAAGUCGAUGCGGCAGCUGCCACGACCAGAUGGCUCCUUACGAUGUUUAUGUAGAGGUCGUGCACAAGACACACACAAAUCCUAUUGGGAUAGAAUUCUUUCUGUAACGAAAAAGGAACAGCGUUAUGACCCCAUUAUCAAGUACGAAGCACUCAGACAAUGGGUUGCCCCCAAAUAUCCUUGUGCCAACUCCACUUUCAGGUCUUACUCCUCAGCCUCCAUGGAUUCUGAAACCAAAACCAUGGCAGAAGAAGCUCAAAAGCAAAAAGAUGAAACCCUUGCCGGAACCAGUGGCAAAGAGCCCCGUUCCUACAUACGAUAUGAGGGCCGAAGAAUUUGCAUUUCUGAUGACUCUGAUGACUCAACAGACUGGUAUGACUCAGAGUCAGGCUCAGACUCAUCCACCUUUGGCUCUGCAGAUGAUGAAACCAUGGCAGAAGAAGCACAAACUCAAAAAGACGAGACACUUAAUGUAAAUGAAGAGGAAGAACUCUAUCAUUAUGAUUCCAGCAUCAAGUACGAACCACUCAAAACAUAUGCUGUCCCCAGAUUUUCCUUCUCUGACGACUUCUCCACCGACUGUUCAGACUCCUCAUCCUUCGCCUUGGAUUCUGAAACUGAAAAUGAACCUAUGGCAGAGCAUGAAGCUCAAACUCAAAAGGACAGAAUCCUUGUUGGAACUGAAUAUGAACAACUCUUGUGUGCCACAGAUCUCAAAUCUAAUCCAGCUGUUCCAGAUUUAUCUACUUUGGUAUUGGUAGCCUCUUCUCUAUUACAUUUUCUUCAUAUUAUGUCUGUAGGUUGUAGUUUCUUCUGUUUGACUUUUGCUAUUCUCGUCUAUGCAUUUAUUGUACCCUGUCUCCACGUGUGUAAAUAUUUAGGCAUAUAUCUACGUGGGUCCAGGUCCCCAACAUCCAUAUGUCGGGGAGCCUUUAUCUAACACACAGGCCUGCAGUCGUUGGAUCAGAUCAUCAACACAGGUCCCCAAAAUUUUGUUGCAUGUCCAGCGCUAAAAAAACGCUAUACAUAUGUCGUCCAACGAUUUUUAAGCGCUGGAUAAGUAGGUUGCUUAUGGGUGUCCAGCGCUAUUUUAAGCGCCGGAAGCACAAAUAGGAUUUUAUGGGUUUCUUGGAGCUAA
Molecule: messenger RNA, 1601 nt
Organism: Daucus carota subsp. sativus
Lineage: Eukaryota; Viridiplantae; Streptophyta; Magnoliopsida; Apiales; Apiaceae
Exons: 4
Coding region: 318-1403 (361 amino acids)
Source: RefSeq, a predicted model, not a curated record